UUAAUGUUUUCAUUUUAAAAUAAAUGUCAAAUUCUCUAAUCACAGUAGCACGAUGUCAAUCAUUUUGGGAAAAUUGAAUUCGAUUUUAUUGCGUGAACAUUUUGGAAUAAAUGCACAAAUUGUUGGUGAUUGUUUGUUUUCGGCGGUACAAUCACGUCCAUUAUCAACGAUUAUAAAAACAACCGGUUUAACAAAAAACGAAGUUUCGGCUGCGUUGUCAUCGCUCAUUCGUUUCCGUUUGGUUCAAUUUACAUCGAGCGCACAAAGUGUGGAAUAUUCAAUAAAACCUGAAAAAGUAUAUUUACUAAUUCGAUAUGCCAAAUACGUUCAAUAUUUGCAUGAGAAAUGCGGUGAAUUGGCCGGAUUGCUGAUAAACGAGCUACAACGUGUGGGCAGUGACAUUGCAACCAAUUUGAUUGUACGAUGUACCGAAACGGAAUUAGCUCGUGACAAACUGAGUGAAUUACGAACGGAAUUUCUAAAUUUGGUGCAAAAGAAGUACGUAAUGCGAGCACCAGCUUUGGUACAAAACGAUGAAGCAACUCUAAUACCCGCAUUCAAUAUUGAUGAGCACAGUUUUUUCUUGGAGCCAGAAAUUGAUCUGGUCACAUUGGUCCGUGUAAAAAAUCGUGAAACAACCGAAUCCAGUGACAAAAAUAUCUAUUGGUUUGUGAAUAUUGAUCGAUUGCAUCAGGAGUUCCGCGAUAUGGUAAUGGUUGAAGCGAUUGAAAGAACCAUUGAUCCAACCGCUGCUGAAGUUCUUCGCUGCAUGUUAGAGCUAAUGUAUGAACGAACGGCUGCAUGGCAGGCGGUUACAAAUCCCGUAUCUUACUCAGAAAUACGGCAUAACAUUGAAAAAUCACCGAAAUGGAAAGCAAAUACAAAGUUAACAAGGCAAUUGGAUCAAUACAUAGCCGUUAUAUGCGAGGAUAGUAUGAAAUUUGUUGGAAAAUUUGGCGAAGCUGGCGGUGGUCAGUAUGUGAUUCAAAUGAAACACGCCAUUGAGGGUUUGACAUGGGCAUGCAUUGAGAAAAUUUGCGAAGAACGAUUUUCGUCGAAAGCAGCACGCAUAUUUCGAAUUAUUCGAUAUCAAAAGUAUUGUGAUCAAGACGAUAUACAAAAAGAGGCAAUGAUACCAUCAAAGGAGGCUAAAUAUAUAACAUACAAAUUGGUUGAAGAGAAUUUCAUUCAAAUAAAAACAAUUCGAAAAUCUGGUGCCGGUGGUAAUACAGCCAAAUCAUUUUGUUUAUUCCAUGUGAAUCAACAGCAAAUUGUAUCGAUGCUGCUGGAACAUUGUUACAAAGCACUUUUUAAUUGUUUGACCCGAGCCGAUCACAUCAAAUCAGAAGGCCGACGACUUAUUGAAAAAUCCCAACGACUCGAUAUGAUCGUACAAGCGAUGAAAGAACGAGGUGAAUCCGAAGAAUAUAUUCAAGAAAUUUAUGAAACGAUGACACCACCGGAAAAAGAAUUACUGGAAAACAUAAAUACACGAUGCAAUAAUCUGAGAUAUGCCGAAAUUGGUUUGGACGAAACCAUAUUUUUACUACAGUUAUAUCAAUAUUAUCAACAUUUAAAAUAAAAAUUGAUUGUUUUUUUUUUAUUUUUAGAACGAA
Messenger RNA from Contarinia nasturtii (swede midge), 1616 nucleotides. It is a transcript of the gene Polr3C, whose product is annotated as DNA-directed RNA polymerase III subunit RPC3. Lineage: Eukaryota; Metazoa; Arthropoda; Insecta; Diptera; Cecidomyiidae. Gene Ontology annotation, cellular component: RNA polymerase III complex. Gene Ontology annotation, biological process: DNA-templated transcription. Bases 53 to 1582 code for a protein of 509 amino acids. The transcript has a single exon. The record is from RefSeq and is a predicted model, not a curated record. Gene Ontology annotation, molecular function: single-stranded DNA binding.